AUGCAUCUUCGCUCUCUGGUAAGAGUACGACUAACCAAAUAUUUCCCAAGUGACCGUUACGUCAAAAACCGGUGUAAUGGGGCCGACGGUCUUCUGAUCGACAUGGAGAGGAGGGAGGGACGAGUGGAUGAUUAUAAGCUUGCGAGUUUUAUGAAACUUCGCGAUAGCAAACUCGCUCUACCGAAACUGCUCGUCGACCCUGUCAACCACGCCCACAACUCAUGGAUCCCCCGUCUGAUCGCCGACAAAUCGAUAGCCGGAAUCGCGAUGAGAAAUCUAAAUUCAGAAGACGUCGAGUCGUGGGACAAUACGGUAUUCACGAUGAUUUGGGAUACGAAAGAGCGAAGAAUCACUCAUUCGAUCAUCAGUUAUCAUCGGAUUAAUGAUGGAGAUAUCCACUGGAAUAGUAGUAUUCGGACGGCUGUUCAGGGAUCGUUGGAUCAUGAUAUUCAACCAUUGGCCGCCAGGAUUUUGAGGUUUAGAGAUAUGGACAGCGCGACCCAAGAAUUCGAAAUACUCCGUCAGAUAGGAUUCACUGGAGCCGUUAUUCGCAAUCCGAAUCUCAUUGAAAUGACCAAUAAAGUUUUUGAGAAAUAA
Molecule: messenger RNA, 597 nt
Organism: Caenorhabditis remanei
Lineage: Eukaryota; Metazoa; Nematoda; Chromadorea; Rhabditida; Rhabditidae
Exons: 4
Coding region: 1-597 (198 amino acids)
Source: RefSeq, a predicted model, not a curated record